Messenger RNA from Schistosoma haematobium, 4768 nucleotides. RefSeq names its product Serine/threonine-protein phosphatase 2A regulatory subunit B'' subunit gamma. The record is from RefSeq and is a predicted model, not a curated record. Bases 146 to 976 code for a protein of 276 amino acids. The transcript is spliced from 8 exons. Gene Ontology annotation, cellular component: spindle; centrosome. Gene Ontology annotation, biological process: B cell homeostasis; positive regulation of B cell differentiation; cortical cytoskeleton organization. Lineage: Eukaryota; Metazoa; Platyhelminthes; Trematoda; Strigeidida; Schistosomatidae.
GUAAAACCUUGGCGGUGACCGCGGAUAGGAUAAAUUUGACCUUGUCCAGAGGACAAACUAGAUUAUCUGAUGCCGACUAAACAAUAUGUCUGUUUAAAGCCUUUCUACCGUUGAAUGUCAUCCAUUGUAACUACCAGGCGUUAAAAUGUCAAGUGUAAACCUACAUAGUGAUUUAUUCCUGCAUUAUUAUAAAGCGUGGGGUGGAGUUGAAGAUUAUGAAUCAGAGAACUUAGGGAUACCAGAUUUUUUUCAACGUGUACCACAAGAUAACGAGAUUUUACCUGCGAAAUUACGGGAGGAUGCUAGGUCUGCUUUGUUGGAGAGAAAAAGUUUGAGAUUGUUGUCUAAUGUUGAACUUCAAGAGUUUUGGUAUCUUUUGGAACGCUAUCAUUCACCUCCUACAGUUAAUGGUGAAAAAUUCAUGGACUAUGAGAAUUUUCGCAAGGCAUCUAAAGAAGCAUCUCCCAAGGCAAAGCAAUAUUUCACAGCAGCUACAUUUGUAAAAUUACUUCGUGAAGAUGAAGUUUUGUCACGUAUUAAUAUCUUGACAUUUUUCAAUUAUGUCAUGAAGAAAGUAUGGUUGCAACAAACCCAUGUUGGGAUAUCUCUUUAUGAUGUGUGCGGUGAAGGUUAUUUGAGAGAGACAGAUUUGGAAAACUAUAUGUUGGAACUUAUCCCUACUUUGUGUCAGCUAUCAGAGUUGGAGCCAACGUUCCAAACAUUCUAUGUAUGCACGGCUGUACGAAAGUUCUUCUUUUUCCUUGAUCCUUUACGUUCGGGUCGUGUGCGUAUCACCGACAUUUUAGCUAGUGGAUUUCUAGACUCUAUGCUUGAAUUACGUGAAGUAUCUACAUCAGAGGCACAAUUAGCCGCUAAUUGGUUUAGUCAUCAAUCAGCUGUACGUGUUUACGGUAGCUAUUUGCUCUUAGAUGAAGACCGAAAUGGCUUGUUAACACGCAGUGAAUUAUCACGGUAAGAUGAAUAACAUUUAGCAUCUCAUAAAGGUUAUUUUUGCCGUAGAGCUUUAUUAAUCUUUUUGAUCAUUCAGUUUUUAACUCUUCAUUGUCAUCAGUUUUUUAUACAGUGACAUUUUCUGAACUGGACACCUUUGUCGGUUUCAACCAUAUGACCAAUACAGGCUAACUUGUGAUAAAUUUUUGGUAUGUAAAUUAAACGUGUUUAAAAAGUGAAUAAUCAAUUAUACGCUUUCUCUAAAGUUCUAUGUUCGCCCUGUUGACGAUUGUUAUCACUCAAAACUCAAUCAAAGUGAGAAAAAUUAGUGUGAGAAAAGAUGUCUUUUCGUCUGCACAUACGCUCCCACAGAUUGUAACUCGAAUACAAUGAUGGAUGAGUUUUGUCACCACUUAACUGUUCUACGGAAAGUGCGUUCGACAGAUAUUGUAGUACUAACCGGAGACUUGAAUACUCAGGUCGGGCGUCUAGGUACAGAAGAUAGUCGUUUAAGUAGCCGGUGGGGACUUGUUGGUUGCAGGUGAGAUAACGGAGAACAUCUACUGCAACUGUGCGCAGACCAAAACCUGUUUCUGGCUAUCAAUAACUACUGGCACAGUUGGUUGCAAUUACAUGACCCCAUGAAGAUGGCGAUUAAAGUCGCUGGCGUGCCAAUGAAAUAGAAGCAUCAGUUGCAUCUAAUAACUGUUGGAAGCUCUUUCAAUUCAUCCAAAUUACUGGCAUCCAGAAGUCUGGUGUGAGUGAGGCAUUUUCCCGACCGUUAUUGCUACCUUGACGUUGUGGUCGGGCUUGCCUAUCGUGAUGAACCAGUCGAGCUACGCUGGCCGGAAAAAUUGUUAUUCAAGGUUCUACCAUGCCAGAUAGGUCGGUUGAAGAACAGUAAAACUAAAAACAGUAAACCCAAGGUCCGAAGGCGAAGCCGUACUUCUGACUGUACAGAGAUGUAACGGCAGUAAGGUGUUUCCUUCAGACAACCAGCAUAACAGCGAUUCUACCUUCCGAUAAGGAAGGGUGGGGUUAGAAAAGGUCAACCCUAAGAAUGCACACCACCGUCUCCGGUGGUAAAGUCUCAACAAGUACGGAGCUAACACAAAAAUUACUCAUAAAAAGGUCGUGUGUGACCGACCUCAAGCAGUUGUCCCUUGGGUACUGAGGUCACGCUCUCAGGUCACUAAUGCCACUAAUCCAACUUCAUUUUCAGGUACCUCCAGUAGAACCCUUGCACGGUGUGGGCGUAUGGGAAGUUAUAGCCGCCCUCAUAUUUCUCUCAGCACUUGAGAUCACUGAGGCGAUUUGUGACGAUGGUGGGAAAUACAGUAAACCAGGGAGGCCGGUCAAAGACAAAGAAGGCAGGAAAAUCACCGAAAUUCAACGACAGCGUAACAGAUGGGUAGAAUACUUCGAGGAACUCCUGAAUAGGCCGGCUCCAAUGAAUCCACCGGACAUCGAAGCAGCACACACAGAUAUUCCUAUAGAUGUCAAUCCACCAACUACGGAAGAAAUUAGAAUGGCCGUCAGACAAAUCAAGAACGGGAAAGCAGCAGGACCCGACAACAUACUAGCUGAAGCACUGAAAUCAGACAUCGAAGCAACCACAAGCAUGAUUUAUCUUCUAUUCAAAAAGAUUAUUUAUUUAUUUAUUUGAACACAUGAAUAUUGGUACAAGAGAGCGCCAAUAUAUAUGCGCCACACAAAACAAUGAGAAUUCGAAGAGAAGUAGAAAAGAACUAAGGAGCGCAAAAGAAAAAGAGAACAAUGACGAAGAGAUUGGAGUAAGGUAGUGUGGUAGUAACGAGGGAACGAAAAGGUACAAUCAGAAGAAAUCUUUCAGGUAAAGGAGACACAACCACUUUUUAUGAAGAAAGUAAAAGAAGGUUACAGCAGGAUCGCCACUGGCUUCUAUUCUGAGCCAUAUCUGAUAACGUCUCUAGCCACUGUGUAGCACCAUCUCUCAGACCCCAACCAGGGAGUCGUGAAGGACCAACAGAAGCCAGUCCUUUGUAGCUUUCUUUCAUACCACGACACCAUGUCAUGCACUGACCACCUCUCCGCUUCUUCCAACCAGUCCCAGAGUCGGCAAAUAAUGCACGACGUGGAAUUCUCUGGGACGACAUUCGUAGAACAUGUCCAAGCCACCGAAGUCGGUGUUUCAAGAUGGUGACACCAAUUGAAUUAUCAUCUCUGUGCCCGAACACACGAUGCCGAACCUCUGCAUUACUGACAUGGUGUUGCCACUGGAUGUCAGCAAUCCUUCGGAGAAAACGAUGAUCGAACACAGAGAGUUGUCUUUCAUCCUCAACUCGGAGAGACCAGGUUUCACAAACAUACAGCAAAAUUGCUCUCACCGACGCGUUGUACAUCCGACCUUUUACAGCCAGACUAACAUCACGAAGGCGCCAAAGAUGGCCCAGAUUGACAUAAGCCGCUCUGGCUUUCACUAUUCGUGCAUUGAUCUCAUCACUCACACCCCCACCAGCACUUAUGCAGCUACCCAGAUACACGAACUUCUCAACUACGUCUAUCUGCUCACCAUCCAGGGUGAGUACAGGAUUAGAAUCCUGCCAGUCUUGUAGAAGUACUUUGCACUUCGAAGGUGCAAAGCACAUACCAUACCUACGGACACUGAUUGCCAACUGAUUAAGUGUGGAUUGCAUGCCUUGGGCAUUAUCGCACAGUAAGACAAUAUCGUCCGCAUACUCAAGGUCGAGAAGUCUUUCUCCAGGCAACAGAUCCACACCACCAUUACUUACAUCCAUCAGAGCUGUUUCCAGAAUGUCAUCGAUGGCAAAGUUGAAGAGGAAUGAUGAGAUUGGGCAACCCUGCCUAACCCCACUGCUCGAAUGGAACAAUGGAGAGAGGUGGUUGUAUGCCCUCACUCUGCCUGAGGUGUUUUUAUAUAGGGCUUUUAGGAUGUUAAUAAACUUCUCAGGCACACCCUUCUUCAAUAGACAAUCCCAGAGAACAGUCCUGUCCAACGAAUCGAAGGCAGCCCUGAUGUCAAGAAACACUACGAUUGUUGGCCUUUGAAAAGUAUGGCGGUGUUCUAACAUUAGGCGGAGGGUGAAUAUAUGAUCAAUACAUCCUCGACCAGAACGAAACCCAGCCUGCUCCUCGCGAGUCAAUCUUUCUCGGGUUUUGAACAACCUACGAAGAAUGACGGAAGCCAAUAGCUUGGACGCAAUCGGAAGUAGACUUAUCCACCGAUAGUUGUUACAGGAACGACAUGAACCCUUUUUUAAAGAUAGGGACAACUAUCGACUCAUUCCAUGACGUUGGUACACUCUCUAGUUCCCAAACCUUGGUAAACAACGUCGUCAACUCCUUAGUCAAAAAGUCACCACCAUCUUUAAAAAGAGCCAGAGGUAAGUCAUCUGGGCCAGGUGAUUUGUAACGUUUCAAGAGUUGGAGUUCCUUGCGGACUUCCUCCUCAUUUGGUGGAUCAGUCUUCACCGGCCAUGGAGGGCAGGACAGUCUGACCGAUGUUGCCGGAGCAGCAGGCCAGUUGAACUGCCCUUCGAAAAAUUCUGCCCAUCGUCCAAGACGUCGAUGGAUGUUAGUGAUUGGCAUCCCAUCAUCCUCGCAGAUUGUUUCACUCACACCAGACUUCUUGCUGCCAGUGGCUCGGAUGAGCUGGAAGAGCUUCCGGUAGUUACCAGAUGCAGCUGCUGCUUCCAGCUCAUUAGCACGCAUCGACCACCAGGAUUCUCGGUCCUUACGCAAGUUUUGCCCAAUUUCCUUACGUAACAUCCUUCGUUUAUGGUCAAACUCACGGUCACCCGGAGUAGACCGACGGGCU